Mycotypha africana is the source of this 996-nucleotide messenger RNA. RefSeq names its product thiamine diphosphate-binding protein. Lineage: Eukaryota; Fungi; Mucoromycota; Mucoromycetes; Mucorales; Mycotyphaceae. Bases 1 to 996 code for a protein of 331 amino acids. Gene Ontology annotation, biological process: branched-chain amino acid catabolic process. The record is from RefSeq and is a predicted model, not a curated record. Gene Ontology annotation, molecular function: oxidoreductase activity, acting on the aldehyde or oxo group of donors, disulfide as acceptor. The transcript is spliced from 3 exons.
AUGGAUGGCAUUCUUUACGAAGCGCAGAGACAAGGCCGUAUCAGUUUUUACAUGACGCAUUACGGCGAGGAAGCGAUGAUUGGCAGUGCUGCUGCUUUAUCACCGAAUGAUAUGGUUUACGGACAGUAUCGCGAGGCAUUUGUGCUGCUUCAUCGCGGCUUUACCAUUGACGAAUUUGUCAACCAAUGUUUCUCCAAUGAGCUGGACCAAGGGAAAGGCCGUCAAAUGCCUGUUCAUUAUGGCAGUAAAAAGUUGAAUUUCCAAACCAUCUCUUCUCCUUUGGGGACACAGAUUCCUCAGGCUGCCGGUGCUGCUUAUGCGAUGAAAAUAUCAGGUGCGGACGCAUGUACCAUUUGCUACUUUGGCGAAGGUGCUGCAUCCGAAGGUGAUUUUCAUGCAGGCUUGAACAUGGCAGCCACUCUCAAUUGCCCUGUUAUUUUCUUUUGUCGUAACAACGGGUACGCGAUUUCAACACCCUCCUCUGAGCAAUAUAAAGGUGACGGUAUUGCUGGACGUGGCAUAGGCUAUGGUAUGGAUACGAUUCGAGUCGAUGGAAACGAUAUUUGGGCCAUCUAUAACGCAACCAAAACGGCUCGAGAGAAAGUGAUCAGUGAGCGCAAACCUGUGCUUAUAGAAGCAAUGACCUAUCGCAUCGGUCAUCACAGUACAUCCGACGAUUCUACCAAAUACAGAAACCGGACAGAAGUAGAAGAAAGAGCUCAGUUCGAUAAUCCUAUCACACGUUUGAGACGUUAUAUGGAAAUCAAAGGCUGGUGGAGCCAACAAGACGAAGAAAAUUACCGCAAGGACAUCAAGAAAGAUAUUCUUACUCGAUUUACAGCUGCUGAAAGACGAAAGAAGCCUUCACUUGACUAUUUGUUCACAGACGUUUACGAUGAAAUGACGCCCAACUUGCAUCGUCAGCAGAAAGAACUGGAAAAUCUAAUACAAAAAUACCCUGAAUACUAUAACACAGAUGAUUAUGCCAAACCUUGA